Molecule: messenger RNA, 1507 nt
Organism: Hemiscyllium ocellatum (epaulette shark)
Lineage: Eukaryota; Metazoa; Chordata; Chondrichthyes; Orectolobiformes; Hemiscylliidae
Product: tumor necrosis factor receptor superfamily member 6B-like
Exons: 4
Coding region: 10-972 (320 amino acids)
Molecular function (GO): protein binding
Source: RefSeq, a predicted model, not a curated record
UCCCAGAAGAUGAGAGGAGUCCCGACGCAUCCCAACAUGCUCUUCAAGUGUCUCAUCGGCAUUGUACUAAUAGAACAGGUUUCAAGUUUGUUUGAAACCGUGAACAGCAAGCCUACUUACCAAAGAAGAGAUCCAUAUACUGGUCAGAUGGUGACAUGUGAACAGUGUCCCCCUGGGACAUAUGUGAAAACACAAUGUACUAGUGACCAUCCAACAAUAUGUGAAUCCUGUCCAGAUUUGCAUUAUACUCAGUAUUGGAACUACCUUCAGAAAUGCCGUUACUGUAAUGUGUUCUGUGGGCACCACCAAUAUGAAAAGCAUCAGUGUAAUUCUACACAUAAUAGAGUGUGUGAAUGCAAAGCAGGUCAUUAUUUGGAAUUUGAAUUCUGCCUGAAACAUUCUAGCUGUCCUUAUGGUGCUGGCGUAAUUAAAAAGGGAACACCAUACAGUGACACAAAUUGUGAACAGUGUACUGAUGGUCAUUUUUCUGCCAGUGUGUCCAGUUCAGAAUCUUGUUUAGAGCAUACAAACUGCACUGAAAGAGGCUUAGCGGUUAAUGUCGCAGGUAAUCGAUACCAUGACACACUGUGUACUCCUUGCAAAACAUAUCAUGGCCGCAAACCUUUGGUCAAUGAUUCAGUUGUUUCAACCUGUAAUGAAGCAAUUAUUGAGUUUGUGGCAUAUCAGAAGAUUCCAAUCAAGAAACUGAAACGAUUUCUUACUUUACUCGAGAUUGAGCAGGCAAAGAAAGUUAGUAAACAAUUGAGAGCGCAGAAUAAACAUAUGAUGCAUCAAAGUUUACAUCCCCUUCUCGUGAAAUGGAAAGAAGUUGUCAAGGAACACCACCUACUUGAAAAAAUCCUGCAUAUACUUCAAAAAGCAAAGUUGAAGAAUAUUAUACAAAAUGUCCGAGAGCGUUUUAUGUUGAAUGUGGUAACUUCACUUUCAAAUGUGUUAGUUGAGACUGAAUGACUGCAUAAUAUCGCUAAAACCUAGAGACAAGCAGCUUCAAAUUUUAUUCCAUGUUUGUGCUGUGAGUUAGCUAAUAUUAGCUGAAGCAGCAAUUCAUUGACUUGGGCAUUUCUGCAGUAUGUAUGGGAAAAAUUAGCAUGGCUCCCCAUUUCUGACAGACUUUCCUCAACCCCCUCCUCUGACAACCAAACCAUAUUUAUGUAAAGCAUUUAAUUUAUUUUGGGGCUCAACAUCGAUUGCAAUCAUAAUGAAUUAGCACUUCAAUGAGAUAGUAAAUUGUAUCAUAUUUGUCCAAAUAUAUGCCAGCCAUUAAAAGACAAGAAUAAAAAUUUGAGGGGGCUGUGUAGGCAUUUUGAAAGUCAGACAGAGCAACUGCCAUUAAAACACUUUUAUCAUAUGAAAUAUAUUGGCAGUAAAAGAAGAAAGCCCAAGGAGAUCUUUAGCAGGAAGAAGAAAGACACCGACAAUGACAGACGCUGUAUAGUUUUGAAAUUAAUUUGAUAUAUGAGAAUAAAUUGAUAUUAUUUUGUUUAAA